UUUCUAGGUGCAGACUAUGCUGGUUUAGUUUUGAAUCAUUUAAAUGAGGUGGUUAAGACAUCCUUGAAACUGACUACUGCUGCAUCUAGAUACUGUCGAUCUCCAUCUGUUUGUUCAUAUGGUGGCAAAGAGAAGUCUGAGAAUGACAAUGAGGCUUCUCCUUGGAAAUCUCUUGAGAAAGCUAUGGGAAGUUUAAAGAAGGAACAGUCACUAGAGGAUGAAUUGCGGAAUCAAAUCCAGAAACAAGAAUACUAUGACGAUGGAGGCGGUGGUAGAACUCCUCCAGGCGGCAGUGGUGAUGGUUCUGGUGGUUCUGAUGAUGAUGGUCUUUCUGGGAUCUGGGAUGAGCUACUACAAGUGGUAUUGGCAACCACUGGUUUUAUAUUUCUGGUAGUAUCUUUCUCUAUCUCUCCCCCCCCCCCAAAAAAAAAAAAAAAAAUGGACAUAUAUGAACAUAGGUGUUUUGUGUGCCAGAAAUAUUACUGGGGUUUGGUCAAUUCAUUUUACUCACCCUGGUGACCCAUCUGUGGACAUAGAGUGACAUAUUCACGGAUACUGAUGGGGAUGACGAUGUCCCAUAUUAUUGCAAGUUUUUUUUUUGAUCAAAACAUAACUAUGUUUAUUUUAACCUGGAUCUAAAAUAUAACAAUCAUCAACCAAAAUAGCCUUUAACUCAACUGGUAGGCAGCCAACCCAAUCCAAAGGGAUUGAAUUUGACAUCACCUUUGCUGCAACCCAGUGAGCUGCCCUAUUACAGGCUCUAGGCUUAAAGCAGAAAUGCAACUGCCACUUUCUUUUUAAAACUCUAAUAUCUUCUAUCAAGGUGUCAAUCUCCCAGGGUGAAUCACCUUCAUUUGAGCUCAGGAAGAUUACAUUCUUGUUAUAUCACUUUCAACGACAGCAUAGCAUAGCUUCCAUUUUUCAAUCAACAUACAUGCUUCUCUCACAGCAUAGGCUUCUGAAAACAAGCUUGAUACUGCUGGAAUUUUCUUAGCCACACCUUCAAUCAUAUCACCCUUCAUACCCCUCAUAUCAAUACCCACUGCUGCCACCAUAUUAUCCUUAUGAAAUGCCCCAUUGCAAUUCAACUUAAACUGGACAUGAUUCACUGUUCCUGGGCUAACUGGUUACGAUGUCUUGCACACUGGGGUUGCAUCUGUUCUUGUUUGUCAUUGAAAAGUCUCAUUUACUCCCCCCAUGCUCUCUGGGCUCGAAUAACUGUGCCUAAGGAAUUUUGAGAGGCAUGCUGGAAGAUAGCUUCAUUUCUCCCUUUCCAUAUAUUCCAGCCCACCAUGGCUACUCUACUAAUCAGGUCAAUAGAGGAAGCAAAAUUAUCCAUGCUCUCCAUGUGAGUUGAAGUCCAACUCUUUACUGAAUUCAAAACUCCCCUGUCCACUCUAUAGUUCAGGUCCAUUGCAAAUCAAAUUCUCUGAGUCCACUCACACUUGAAAAGCAUAUGCUCUAUAACAUAGUUACUAGAAUUCACUAAACCUGUGACGACCCACGCUCUAGGUAUUCCGAUCCCAAACGAGGUGAGUUUGCAAUCUAGAUCACCAAAAUGUACGACCCCAAAUUAUAAUACUAACUCUAAAUCAAUUCGCAUUCAAAUAUAAAACGCAAAUCUAAAAUACAU
This is a messenger RNA of Ilex paraguariensis (yerba mate), 1633 nucleotides long. The record is from the annotation of a GenBank genome assembly. Lineage: Eukaryota; Viridiplantae; Streptophyta; Magnoliopsida; Aquifoliales; Aquifoliaceae.